AUGGCCUCAAAUAUUGAUUACGAAUACCUAGAUGUUGAAGAUAUUUCUAUUGCUGUGAGUUCGUACGGAACAUACUACAUGGUAUUCUCAUUUCUAAGGCAACAGCAUCAAAUAGCCUUAAUUUUACGAAACUUAUCAACUUUCCACAAGUUUGGAAAACCUCCUGAUUUCGAUGAUCUUAACAGGAGGUUAAACAUUAUCGCAAAAAUACUAACCGCUUUUGAAUUUGGAAUAGUAGCUGCAUUUAAAAUUGCGAGAAUUGCAAAAAAAUCGGAGUGCAAGGAGACUUUAGCGAAACUGGGACUAAAACGACACUACUGCGGUCUGGGAAGCCCUGCGUGGACUCCAUUCGAUGUUGAUUUCUUUCCCGUUUUCGAGAUAUUUCUUCUAUAUGAGUUUAUUUUUGCACUUGUACAUAGUAAGAAUUGUUCUCAAAUUUCUUUUCAUCUUCUAGAAAUAACUUAUCACGUUACCUUAAGAAUAGAACAUUUGAAAGCACUAAUUGUACGGUGUUUUAAUAGCAAUAGUCAAACUGUGUUUCGUAAACAACUGUCACAUUGCAUCGCUUAUCACAACGAAAUAUUAAAUCUGACUCUCGACAUCGAUGCUACAUUUUCUACAAUUAUGUUUGGACAUUUUGCGUUAACAGGUGCAGUUUGUGCUUGUUUGGAGAAGCAAAUUAUAGAUGGACAUAAUGCUUUUACAGGUUUUUGUCAUUUUGUUGGGUGGAUUACCGCUCUGUUUAUUGUGUGUCUAGGUGGACAACGUGUCAUUAAUGCUAGCGAAUCCGUAGCUGAUGCCCUAUGGACUUCAAAAUGGUAUAAAGCUGAUUUCAAGCUCCAAAAAAGUGUUCUAAUUAUGCUCGUAAGAGCUCAAAGAAAUAGCAACAUAAAAGCUGGUCCUUUUGGAAUUCUUUGUUAUCCAUUUUUUGUUUCGGUACUUAAAACGUCGUAUUCUAUUUUGUGUUUGCUCACUUCGUAAAUAUUGCCACAGGAAUGCGUAGAAAUAAGGCAAAAUUUAAAUGACUGCAGUUACUAGUUUGGUAUUAUGAACGUAGACGAACAAGCAGAUUUUGGGGAAUUCUGUCUUUAACUCGACAAAAUGUUUUCCAAUUUUCAAUGUAAAGAAAAUGUUUAAUAAACAAAAGGAAAAGGAA
Zophobas morio is the source of this 1156-nucleotide messenger RNA. RefSeq lists its product as uncharacterized. NCBI's taxonomy places the organism in Eukaryota, Metazoa, Arthropoda, Insecta, Coleoptera, Tenebrionidae. Gene Ontology annotation, cellular component: plasma membrane. The transcript is spliced from 6 exons. The record is from RefSeq and is a predicted model, not a curated record. Gene Ontology annotation, biological process: detection of chemical stimulus involved in sensory perception of smell; sensory perception of smell. Bases 1 to 981 code for a protein of 326 amino acids. Gene Ontology annotation, molecular function: olfactory receptor activity; odorant binding.